This is a messenger RNA of Rotaria sp. Silwood2, 339 nucleotides long. Lineage: Eukaryota; Metazoa; Rotifera; Eurotatoria; Philodinida; Philodinidae. The record is from the annotation of a GenBank genome assembly.
AUGAUUACUCAAUAUCGUCAUCAUUUUUCAUUACAUAAAACUUCUCUACCACAAUAUUCUUAUCUACAUAUGAAUGUUUUUCCUCAAAUUGGUUCACAAAUUCGUUCAUUAGUAAUUGAUUGUUGUUAUUCAAUUCUUCAAGAUGAAUUAUUUCUAAAACAUUUUCAUGAUAAAAUAUCAAUAGUAUUUCCAUAUUUAGAAAAACUUACACUUUUUGCAUAUCAACAUGAACAAUUAGUUGCUUUUCUUAAUACUUUAUAUAAUUUAAAUUAUCUUGUCGAAAUUCGUCUUUACAGUCUUUUUCGUAUUCAAAGAACUAAUCAUUCAACACUUGUUUAA